This is a messenger RNA of Mya arenaria, 4533 nucleotides long. RefSeq lists its product as uncharacterized. Bases 401 to 2038 code for a protein of 545 amino acids. The record is from RefSeq and is a predicted model, not a curated record. Lineage: Eukaryota; Metazoa; Mollusca; Bivalvia; Myida; Myidae. The transcript has 12 exons. Gene Ontology annotation, biological process: Notch signaling pathway; protein ubiquitination.
CUUUGACUUGCUAUUAUUGUUAUGUUUAUGUGCUUUCUCUUCACUUACAGUUUUAAUUAUAUUCAAUAUGUUUCAAAUGUUUAUUUCGGAGUAUGUUCAAUAUUUAGAUAAAUGAGUCUUCAAAUGAUGAAAACCAAGUGAACAAGUGCAAUGUAUAGUCAAACGUUACAAACUGGAUCAGACGCGGAGACCUUUGGCUUCAAUGUUAGUGUGUAACAUCUACAUUGGCCGUCCACAGCACUGUGUCCCGACAGUGAACUUGUACUCAUAUGAAGAUAUAGUGAUUACAGUGAAAUAAUUAAUUGACAAAUAAUCAUCACUUCAUCACACAAAUCAAACUUGCGCAUUAAAGAACGUUUUUACUUGAUUCCUUUUAUCUAAAUGUGCAUAAGUAAAUGACAUGGCAUCAAAACAGAUUCAGUGUGAAAUGUGUUGUAAUGAAAAUGCAGUUGGAUAUUGCAAAACCUGUGGAAAUGUUGGAGAAACUUGUUUAGAUGUUCACAAGACGGUGAAGGUGUUUCAAACUCACAUGGUCAGUAAGAAUGAUGAAAAUGAUGCAAAUCCAAAGGUCAUUAAACAGGACAUCACAGAAGAGAGAUGUAAGCAGCAUCCGACAGAGAGAGCUAUAUUUCUUUGUAACAUUCAUGAUUCCAUGAUUUGUGGGAGAUGCCUUCAUUCGGGACAUCUUUCUUGCGGACAAGAAAUCGUUGACUUGCUGCAUGAAGCCGCUUCCCUUGAUUUCGAGAAAGUCAACAAAAUGAAGUCAGCUUUGAAGGAGGUAAAAGAUGAAAUUUUCCUUUUGAAAGAUGAAGCAGAACACAGUAAGAAUAGCUCCAAGAAUAAUGCUGAGAAAUGUGUGCAAGAAUGUAUGGAAUUGGGAAAUAGACUUAAACAACGUGUAGAUGAAUUGACAAGUGACAUUAUACACAGAAUAACAAAAGUGAAUGACAUAAACGUGAUAACCCAUUCAAGUAUAGCUCAGAUGUGUACUGAGAAAACUAAGUGGUGUGACAAUGAAGAAAGUAAAAUUGAUGAUUUUGUUGACAAUAAUAUGGCUGGGCACUUGUACCUAUUGCACAGACAUUUUGAGAAAGAGGUUUUGGAUGCCAGCUUCCACCUCAAAGAAAUCAAACACAAACAUACAUUUAAAGGAUUUGACCUUAAAGAAAACAAAGUUAUACUAAAAUGCCUGUUUGAGGAUUUGGAAGAAGUUUGUGAACAGCAAGAAGAAGUUACUGGGAGCGACGAUGGAAGUGCCAACGAAUUUGUCGCAUCCACUACAAAAGUAAACAAGACUCGGCGGGAGCUCACUGCAAUGAUGAAGAAAGACUUUAAUCAAGCAGAAAAGAAAUGGAACUUACUCGAACAAGAAUUACAGAAAGCGAAAGAGGAUAUAGAGAAAUCUGAAAAGAAACUGAACAUGCUCGAACAAGAAUUACUGAAAGCGAAACAGGACAUACAGGAAUCUGAAAAGACAAGGAAGGGAUUUGAGCAAGAGUUACUGAAGGCGAAACAGUGCAAAGAGAAAUAUGAAAAGGAGGGAGUUGUGGUCAAGGCACAGUUUUCACAGAUCAAAGACAACAUUAAAUGGACUCAACCAACUGGAACUGUUGACAUCUUAACCAUCAUUGAAGGAAGAAGCCGUUUCAUCAAAAUGGUUUUUAGAUUCCCGGAUGGCAUUCAGACGAUGCACCAUGCGUCCCCGGGAAAACCGUAUAAAGGCGGCACGUUCACAGGAAGCUUGUUGGACGACUCCGAGGGCCAGCUGUUAUGUAGGAUGUUAAAGGCGGCAUUCAGGAGAGGGUUGAUGUUCAACUUGGGGAAGGAAGGGAAAGUUGUCCUGGACGGCAUCUCAUUGUAUAAUGGUCCAGUGUUUUACAAUUGGACAUAUCCGGAUUACAAAAGAUACACACAGACAUUGAAAGCGGAGCUGUCAGCCAAAGGUAUCACAAAGGCGAAUAUAGACCAGACGGAGGAGCUAUACGAGACCGUGACUGUUGACGGACUACGCUUUCUCGAAGCUUCGCUGAGUUCUUAAAUAAGAUGUUAGCGAAUUUGUAGACAUGGUCAAAACAAAGGCUAACGUAGAACAUUGACUAUCGUCAGUCUGUUGUCCGUGGUCGUCUGUUAUGAAUAUCAUUUUUCUCAAAGAUUUCCUGUUAAAAUAAUUAAGCGUGUUGUAAAGGAUAUUUUAAUGAGAUGUGUUACUCAGACUUGGAACAGAACAUGUUGUUGUUACCGAGCUUACAAAUUACUACGUUUGAUGAUUGUUUUAUUUGUCGAUACUACACGCUUAGAGUUUAAAUUUUCCAUACGGAGAUCAAUAGAUGCUAUAUUUUGGAGUAUUUUAUUGGAUAAAGUAGAACAUGCAUUAACUGUGCGUACAAUGUUAAUCAUAUUAUAUCAGCAAUUCUUGAUGACAUUUUGUUCAUACAAUAUUUUUUCAGAAAUACCUAUAAUUAACAAAAUGUGGAAAACUGAUAGCGCAUAUCUGUACAUUUCACAAAAAUGCCUUUCCGGUUUUCACGAAUUCGUUUUUAAGUUGUCCACUAAUCAUUUAUUCCCAUUGUAGUAUGUGUACCACAAUACAUUAUGUAAAUAAACAAUCUCUUCCCCAUGAUUUGUAAUAUGUUUGGUUGUUAUUGUGUUGUUUUUGAUUGUUUUGUUCGCUAAUAGUUGUUAUUUGAAAAAGCCUUAUAUAAUCGUAUGCAUUUAAAACGAAAUAGUUAUACAUGCGCUAUGUGCGCGUUUAUUUUAAUAUUUUCAUUUUAAUAUUUAUUGAUGCUCACAAUCAGGACUAACAAUACUAUGGUUAUUACCCGUGUAGAAGAUUUGAAUAAACACAAAAUCACAGGCAUGUGUACAAUUUCAUGUUUACAUAUAUAUCUUAGUGUAAAGGCAUGGAGCUUAAGCAUCUGUAUUAUGGUCGGUGAGAGCAAGGGGUAACUUUGCGUUUAAGCCAAAUUUUAUAUGCUCGACCAGAAAGAUCUCAAACGUUUUUUGUUAGUUUGCUAAAUUAAAGGUAGUACUCUUGUGCAAAAGGUUGUGGUUCUAUGCCCGACCGAGUCAUCCAAAAGCAUUUAACGUUUUCCGCCCCCUUAACUCCAUUUACACGCGCUUGACAAAACAUGAUAUUAUUGGGAUACAUGUUGUUGUUUUUUGUGUGUGAGGCUCUGCGCGCAUAAAAAACGCUUUAAAGCAUAGUGAGCUCGUCUUUAACUAACAAUUUCAAUUUGGUUACCCCAACAUAAAGAGUAAAUGUUUUUUGUGUGUAAAGCUUUUGAUACAUGUAUGGUCAAAUUGUGUUGUAUGUACGGUUUUUGUACAUCAUGUGGUGUAUUUUGGGCCUAUUUGUUUAACCUUUGGGCCUAUGCGUUUAACCUUAGGGCCUAUGCGUUUAAACGUUAAGACAGUUGUUGCUUAAUUGUUUGAUAACCUUGCUUGACCAUACAGUUCUCAUUGUUUUAUUACAAUUAUAUCCAAAGGCAGUUUGUGUUUGGUGCAACCUGCGGUAGUAAUACAGGCAAAAGUGUAGAAUGGUAGGGUUUUAACUGACCUAAUAGCGUUAUUAAAACGAGCAUAAACAGAGCGAUUUAUUGAACGAUGUGUUAUCUAUGUUUCGAAAAUGUAUGUAUUAUUAAAUGCAAUGGAGUUAUAAACAGGUUUGACACUUUUAACUACGACUACAAAGGAGAGUUCUCUACGUCAUAAUUACUUAUACAUUAGGGUGGUUUAAUGUUAAAUUCAUUUUACCUUUAUAUGUUACAUCUUUCUUAAAUUUAUAUGAUUGUGCUACAAUAAACGAAUACGUUAGACAGUACAUAAUAGUAUAUUAUUGCAAGGUAAAUGUAAAUGAAACGGGACUAGUUAUGGUAUUCAAAACGUUCUGCUUUGCAGUUUAAUAUGAUAGGAAUUCAAAAGAAAAACUUAGGUUCAUACAAUUAUUUUUGACAAGUAAGCCAUUGAAUAUGAUCUGAUAUUGAAUGGUUCACUAGUCAAUUAGUAUUGUUUUGUGUGUGACCAUUUUAUUUAGUAUAUACAAAUUCAUUUUAGCUCGAUUGUGACGAAAGCUAAGCUUAUAGAAUCACUCUCGUGUCCGUUUCCUGGGCAGAAACCAGUACUGUGUCCUUUUUUGAGGGGCAAUGAGAAAGUAACCCUGAUGGGGAUCGAACCCACAACCUCUUGGGUGAGAGGAGGACACCUAUACCACUAGACCACUCUCACCAGACCAUUUUAUUUGUUAUCAGGAUUAAGAGAAACUUCGAGCUAAUGCGAUGCUUUGUUGAUGCCUGUGACCGAUGACUGUCCAUUUAUAUGUCAUAUACUAUCUUAUUUUGGCAUGUACAAUUGUGUUGUUCAAGCCGUAUUGUAUUAUGAUAUGGUAUUCAAUGUAUUGUAGCUGUUUUACAAGAUUAUUCCUGAAUUUAGCCAUUGGCAUACUUUGUUUGCAAACAUUUAUGUGAAUUAUGCCUUGUAUUACACAAUAUCAUGUCUGUAUUGUAAGUUAACAUAAUAAUCGGAAAAUAAAUUCGU